Messenger RNA from Trichogramma pretiosum, 1302 nucleotides. Its product is annotated as venom acid phosphatase Acph-1-like. Lineage: Eukaryota; Metazoa; Arthropoda; Insecta; Hymenoptera; Trichogrammatidae. Gene Ontology annotation, molecular function: phosphatase activity. Bases 504 to 1283 code for a protein of 259 amino acids. Gene Ontology annotation, biological process: dephosphorylation. The transcript has 3 exons. The record is from RefSeq and is a predicted model, not a curated record.
UAUUACUCAAACUACAUUAUUCAAAUCUAGAAUAAUUUUUCCAAGUCAAAUAAUUUUCGUAUUCAUGUGUUCAUCAUUGGUGCAUACAUUAAAAAUAUAGUUUUUUGAACAAUACACAUACGAAUAUAUUAAAAUAAAUAAACUCUUUACUUGCUCAAAGCUGUUUCAAGUAUAACUCAAAUUUGUAGAAAAUUUGAAAAAAAAUCUUUCUUUGAACCAUCAGGAAUUAAACUGAUUUGUCUCUAUAAUAUCCUUGACAAUUUUUUUUUCAAACUGUUAAGUAUCAUAGCUUUUUAAAUAUCAUCAUUAAUCUAUCUCAAUGAAAAAUGAAAAACCACGAAUGCUUCGAAGUGGCAAGUCUUUUAGACUACAAAAAUAUCUGAUGAGGCUCAUUGAUACAGUUCAUUUAAAGAUCAAGUGGUGUAAGUGGUUGAAACAUAUGAAUAGUGAUUUUAAAAGAAGAGCAGCAAAAAUCAGUGUUAUCGAAGAGCAAUAAUUAUUUUAUGAGGAAGCUCUUUGUCAAUGUAUUUAUUUUGCUUGAAAUUAUUGUACAACGACUUUUUAAAUUCCUGUGUAGAUUCGAUCGACACUUCGACGAGGCGUUGAAUUCGCCCGAAUUAAAGGCGCAUUACAAGAAGUACGAGCGCGAGUUUAAUUACGUGAAGAAUAAAACCGACGCCAAUUGGAAAAAGCCACUGAUGUCUAUGUUCUUCCUGCACAAUCACCUCAAAGCCAUCAUGAGCAUGGGACUGCCCUUGCCCGAAUGGUCUGCACCGGUGAUCGAUUCGCUGGAGGAGCUGACCAACAUAACUUAUCACGCGAUGAUACACACGCCGUCCUUGGUGAGAAUGACGGCCGGCCCGACGAUAGAGAAGAUGCUGAGCAACAUGCUGGGCAACGACAAGGAGAGAAAGAUAUUUUUGUACAGCGCGCACGACGUGAACGUGGCGCACAUUCUGAGGGCGCACCGGAUCACGACGGCGCCGCCGCUGGCGGAUUUCACCUCGGCCGUCGUCGUGGAGAAGUACAGCAAUUCGCGAAACGAGUCGUUCGUGAAGAUGCUGUAUUGGACGGGUCCGUCGGAAGAGCUGAUCACCCUGACGAUUCCGAGCUGUGGUCAAUUCUGUCCGUUGGAGAAGUACGCAAGACUGGUGGAGAACGUUCUGCCGGACGCGUUGGAUCGGGAGUGCACAGUUUGGAAGGAUUGCUCGGACAAGCAGACCGGAAUGCUUUAUAGCUUGGCUAAAAAAACGAAGAACGAAAUAAAGAAAUUGAGAAAAUGAUUUUUAAUUUAUAGCGAAA